Molecule: messenger RNA, 1107 nt
Organism: Rhizophagus irregularis DAOM 181602=DAOM 197198
Lineage: Eukaryota; Fungi; Glomeromycota; Glomeromycetes; Glomerales; Glomeraceae
Biological process (GO): vesicle-mediated transport; mitotic spindle elongation
Cellular component (GO): Golgi membrane
Source: RefSeq, a predicted model, not a curated record
AUGAAAAUACCAGAAUUAGAUAUAUCGAUAUCAAAUAAAGUAAUAACUUCUACAAUUUUAUCCGACAAGGUUCAGUCUCCCACAACAGACAACAUAAUUAGCCUACCUCUCCUUCAUAAAAAAACAUCAUCAUCAUCGCUAAAUAGCAUAAUUUCACAUAACAAAAAUAUCACUAACAAUAAUGAUAAUAAAUUUAUAUUAUUAAAAAAGGUACAACCAUGGACUCCAUUUAUUGUUUGGGCUAUAUUAUCUUUGAUUACUUUAAGUAUAUUCUUGAUUUAUCAUAAAGAAAUUUUUUUAAUAUUAGAUAAAUUUGCUCAUACAGUUAAGUUAAUGGGUAUUUUUGGUGUGAUAAUAUUUUAUUUGAUGAUAUUUUUAACAACAUUUCCAUUAGUAAUUGGAUAUAGUACAUUAAUUACUCUAUCAGGGUUUAUAUUUGGAUUUGGUAUAGGAUUUCUUAUAUCAUAUAUAGCAGCACUUACAGGUGCUAUAACAGUAUUUUAUUUAAGUAGAAAAUGGUUUAAAAAAUAUGUUGGAAAAGUAUUGCGUAAACAUAAAUCUAUGAAUGCUAUUAUUAAAGCAGUUGAAAAAAAAGGAUUUAAGUUAUUAUUUUUAAUAAGAUUAGCACCUUAUCCUUAUAAUGUAUUAAAUACAUUAUUAUCAGCUACACAUUUAUCAUUAAAAACAUUUAUUGGAGCAACUGCUUUAUCCUUAUUUAAAUUAAUGAUACAUGUUUGGAUAGGUAGUAAAUUAUCAUCUUUUUCUAUACAAUAUACUUUUAAAGAAACUUCAGGAUUAUUAAAAGUAGGUUUAAUGAUUAUUGGAAUUGGUAUUGGUAUUGGCGUAAUAAUAUAUGUUUGGAUUAGUGCAAAAAAAGUAAUUAAAGAAGUUGAACAAGAUGAAAUUAUAAAUAAUAAUAAUAAAGAAAUAUAUAUACCAAUCAAUAAUAUUACUACUAUUAGACAUAGAAGAGGAAGUAGUAUUCAUCAAGAAUUUAUAAUUGAUAAUUUUAUAAUUAAUAAUGAAAAUACUAUUAUUGAAGAAAAUGAUGAUAAUAUCAAUGAAAAUAGUAAUAAUGAACAAUUUAAAUUAAUUAAUAAUAAUUAA